CCGGAUGAUUCAUGUUCACGCACUUUGCUAUCAUAACAGAAAAUAACGUUAUCCGUGUUUACAGCAUUAUAGAUUUUCUUCACGAGGAAAUAAAAAGUGUAUCUUAUUAUGGCUGAGUGCCAGUUGCCAACCCGACCCCAGGGCCGAGAACGACCUGCCCGCCCACCUCCACCUGGUUGUAAUCUUAGUCAGCAAACUUUCAGAACAUUUCAAAAGUAUCAUGACAAGGCAUACCAGAACAUAGAGCAGGGCUUGUCUUUAGACGAGCAAGGGCAGGUUGAUGCUGCUAUGAAGGCAUAUGAAGAUGGUUUAAAAAAUCUAGCACAAGGUCUGGAAAUGAAUGCGGAGAAGAUUUGUGAAAAGGAUGAGGAUAAGGACACAGCUAAACAAAUGCAGCAAAAAAUGACAAAGACAAAAUUACAGAUAACAUACAGACUACAAACACUUCAGACUCAAAUGAUGUCGGAGAUGAACAGCCAUACAAACGGUCACAGUUCCUUGGAGACUGCCAUGGAUAUGGACUCUCCGCCAUCAUAUGACCAAGCCAUGUCUAUGGCUAGUUCAGGCAUCAGUGAUGAGGCAUUUGUUUCUAUCGGUGACAGUAUCAUGGAUGAUUCACAGAGUGGAUUAGACUCGUUGGAAUCAAAUGCAACUGAAAUAUUGUCAAUUUCUGAUGAUGUCCAAAUAUUUUAUAUUUCCCCUGAGGGAUAUGUGAGUGCUCCAUCUUACCCCUCUGCUCUAAGAAUUGCCAAGUUUAAUGAAAGCUUGACAAGUGAGGCGAGUAAUUCACAGCGACCACCUGCUUUCCUUCAGGUACAUGAUUGGUACUACCCCUUAGUUCCCGGGACAUCGCCUGCCCUGAGGGCUACAAAUGGGGCCUACAUCUUUCCUGAUCUGUCGUCACAGCAGCAAGGUGGAGCUGUGGGGCUUAUGCUACCAGAGAACAUUUCUAGUGAUGAGAGACAAAACUUUGAGAGAACACUGAGAUCAUUCACUGUACUCCAGGACCAACAGCCGUCCCCAGUUACUCCGUCCGCCCCACCACUGGCUGCUACAGGGGACAGUCAUACUGGAUGGUCAUCAGAGGCUACAGCAGGAGAGAGGGAACAAACUAAGGGAUCACAGGACAAAGUUGUGGGGGGCAUCACCGACCAGGACAAGACAUCAACAAGGACAGCUUCAGAGCAAGUAGCAGGGGAGACAACUACGACCGAGAAAAUUACCAAAGGAAUUAGUGUCGCUGCUGAUUGGAUUUCUUGGGGAGUUGGAAAGGGUGCUGAGAAGACAAGUAAUUUGAUCAGAUUUGGAUCAGAAAAAGUGAGAGAGAAGCUGAAGCCAGAGGAAAAAGCUAGAGAUAUAGAUCCUAGAAUACAGACAGGGGCACGCUAUGCCAGGUCAGGGGCCAAUGUUGCUAUCAAAGUUAGCUCAUUUAUAGUAACCAAGCUGGGGGAGGCUACUGUGGCUGUUGCUAGAGAGGUAGCACCACACAUCAGAAAACAGGGCCAGAAAGUCCUACCAAAAUCUGUCACGCAAAAGUCUGCAGAUGGCAAGUCAAAGGUUGAUGAUGUCAUAGAGGUCGCUGCCACUGGAGUGAAGGGUUUUGGAACUGUGUAUGUAUCUUUAGAAUCGGCUGCAAAGGUAUUGGCCAAAAAUAUCGCUCAAGAAACUGUCCGAACUGUGGACCACAAGUAUGGACCGAACGCCAGCCAGCUGACAGAGAACACCUUGUACACGGUGGGAAAUGUUGCUAUGACAGCUUAUAAUGUAGACCAGCUCGGGAUCAAGGCCCUCGCCAAGCGUGCUGCCAAGGCGACGGGGAAGGAGGUGGUCAAGGAUUUCUGUACUACACGAUCUAACAACAGCACACGUCAAUAAAUCUCCCACCUUUAGGCUACAGAUCUGUAAAAGGAACUUCCUACAUAUAUCUCUGUUCAUCAGGGCUGUUGUGUAAUCACAAGAAAUAUUUACUAAAAGGUUGAUGCCCAGAUUCCACUAAUGGAACUAACAAGUUGGCAGUCAUGACUCCUUAAGGAUCUACAGUCCAUCUUAUGAUAGAUAUGAUUAUAAGGUUCUUUUCUCCAUAGAAAGAAGUCUGUGGCUUAUAGUUCUACUUACCAGGGUUAUCAUGUUACAUAUAUAUACCGUCAUACUAUCAAUGUCUGGCAUUAGUGACAUUACUGGACGUGUAACCUACAAUAAUUAAUGUCUGACAUUAGUGACAUGACUGGACAUGUAACAUACAAUAAUUAAUGUCUGGCAUUAGUGACAUUACUGGACAUGUAACAUACAAUAAUUAAUGUCUGGCAUUAGUACCUGACAUUACUGGACGUGUAACAUACAAUAAUUCAUGUCUGGCAUUAGUACAUGACAUUACUGGACAUGUAACAUACAAUAAUUAAUGUCUGGUAUUAGUGACAUUACUGGACAUGUAACAUACAAUAAUUAAUGUCUGGCAUUAGUGACAUUACUGGACAU
Pecten maximus is the source of this 2475-nucleotide messenger RNA. Its product is annotated as spartin-like. The coding region runs from base 109 to 1875 and encodes 588 amino acids. Gene Ontology annotation, cellular component: plasma membrane. The transcript is spliced from 7 exons. Gene Ontology annotation, biological process: cell division; negative regulation of BMP signaling pathway. The record is from RefSeq and is a predicted model, not a curated record. NCBI's taxonomy places the organism in Eukaryota, Metazoa, Mollusca, Bivalvia, Pectinida, Pectinidae.